Brachypodium distachyon (stiff brome) is the source of this 865-nucleotide messenger RNA. RefSeq names its product 50S ribosomal protein L18. Bases 228 to 572 code for a protein of 114 amino acids. The transcript has 2 exons. The record is from RefSeq and is a predicted model, not a curated record. Lineage: Eukaryota; Viridiplantae; Streptophyta; Magnoliopsida; Poales; Poaceae. Gene Ontology annotation, molecular function: structural constituent of ribosome; 5S rRNA binding. Gene Ontology annotation, cellular component: ribosome. Gene Ontology annotation, biological process: translation.
CGCUCCACGCUCCUUCUCUCGCAUCUCUCUUUUCCCGACUGAUUUCAUCCCCAUAGUGUCUGUUCCCCUGCUCGCCGCCGGCCGCCGCGUCCAUUUCUUCCACUUCCGCAUCCGUUCCCCUUCCUCCGCUCGCCGGCCGCCGUUCUACUCAUCCGCCGCCUCCCCCCGUCCCGACGCCCGAAUACCGCCGCCAUUUACCCCAUCCACGAUCAGCUUUAUCAGCCAAUAUGGUCAUCCCUCCACCUGCUAGGGCACCUGCAAUCACCAAUUUCCUAAAGCCCUAUGUUCUGAAGAUGCACUUCACAAGCAACUUUGUCAGCGCCCAGGUCAUCCACACCCCAUCCGCGACCAUCGCAUGCGCAGCAAGCUCACAGGAGAAGAUCCUCAGGCCAAGUAUGGAGUCGACACGUGACGUCGCUGCAGCGGCGAAGAUUGGGAAGCUGCUUGGCGAACGUCUGCUGUUCAGGGGCAUCCCUGCGGUGUCCGUCUCCAUGUCAAGAGACCAGACGUACCAUGGCAAGGUCAAGGCCGUCAUAGAUUCUCUUACAGCAGCUGGUGUGAAGUUGGUGUGAAUGAUGAUGUUAGCUGAUCAUCACUUAGCUAAUUUUCCACUGACUGUUUAGUUCUGCCAUAUGACAGUGUUCUUGAAGAGAAUUACAGAAAUAGUGUCAAGCUGUCAGUCAGUCUACAGUGUUUUCAGUUUACCUUCCGUGUGCUUAAUAGAACAAUACGCCCCGUUGCGGUCAGCCAGUCUACAGUGUUAGACUCCUCGAAUCUGUAACUGUUUCAGGCAUCACAGUAUAGAACAAUACCUGUGAGAAUUAUGAAAUUCCUGCUUAAGUAAUACAUUAAGUGUGUCAAAAGA